Molecule: messenger RNA, 852 nt
Organism: Bathycoccus prasinos
Lineage: Eukaryota; Viridiplantae; Chlorophyta; Mamiellophyceae; Mamiellales; Bathycoccaceae
Exons: 1
Coding region: 1-852 (283 amino acids)
Molecular function (GO): protein binding
Source: RefSeq, a predicted model, not a curated record
AUGUCUUCCGGAGCGACGAGGACGAAAAGACGGACGGGGGAAAGAGAUGCUUUGGUGUUGUGGGAUGUGAUCGUGAAGUGCGACGAUAUUUGUUUCACGCAUGUUUUGCCGAGAUUGAAUGGGACCGAUGUGAAAUUCUUGUACGAGGUGAAUACGGAGACGAGAAAGUUAAUUAAGAGAUCGUCACGCAAGGGGGAGUUGGAAGAGAGGUUUAAGAUCGAAGAGAUGUCGUCGAUAUCGACUUUGGAGUUUACGUGGGAACAUUAUCCAUGGGGCACAUAUGACCACGAAGUGGAAGAAGAGAUGGACGAACCAUAUUUCUGCUGUAACGUUGCUCUAACGAAUAAACUCGAGUUGCUCAAGUGGACACGAGAGGAGAAAAAGUGUCAGUGGGAUAGAAGGACGAUUAAUAGGGCCGCAUUAAAAGGUAAUCUGAAAAUGGUAAAGUAUUGCAUUGCAAAUGAGUGUCCUAUUAAUGAGUGGGCGUGUGUACUUGCUGCCGAAAACGGUCAACUCGAGUGCCUCAAAUACCUCCGCGAAGAAGUCAAAUUGCCUUGGGAUUCUUGGACUGCCACAAGGGCGGCUCAAAAUGGUCAUCUUCAUAUACUCGAAUAUCUUGUCGAGCGUAAGUAUGAUAAAUAUAGCGAAUUGGCGUGUGCAGAUGCGGCCAAGUUCGGCCACUUAGACUGUUUGAAGUACUUGCGCGAAACCGCCAAAGCGCCGUGGGACAAAUAUGCGGUACGAGACGCGCACAAGAACAACCACUCCGAAUGUGUACAAUACCUCCUCGACAAUAACUGUCCUCUCCCACGCGGUUGGUCUUACAAAGACGGAACUUUACACACCUCGUAA